AUGCAAAUCUUCGUCAAAACGCUAACUGGAAAAACCAUCACACUGGAGGUUGAAUCCUCCGACACCAUCGACAACGUGAAGGCUAAGAUUCAAGACAAGGAGGGAAUUCCUCCCGAUCAGCAGCGGUUGAUCUUUGCCGGAAAACAGUUGGAAGACGGCCGAACCCUAGCCGACUACAACAUACAGAAGGAAUCAACGCUCCACCUGGUACUCCGUCUCCGCGGCGGCAUGCAAAUCUUCGUGAAAACCCUAACCGGAAAAACCAUCACACUGGAGGUUGAAUCCUCGGACACAAUCGACAACGUGAAGGCGAAGAUCCAGGACAAAGAAGGAAUUCCUCCGGAUCAACAGCGAUUGAUCUUUGCGGGAAAGCAACUGGAGGACGGGAGAACUCUUGCGGAUUAUAAUAUCCAGAAAGAGUCUACUCUCCAUUUGGUUCUUCGCCUGCGUGGAGGGAUGCAGAUUUUUGUCAAGACUUUAACGGGUAAGACAAUUACUUUGGAGGUGGAGAGUUCGGAUACUAUUGAUAAUGUGAAAGCCAAGAUUCAGGAUAAGGAAGGGAUACCACCUGAUCAACAGCGUCUUAUCUUUGCUGGUAAACAACUUGAAGAUGGACGCACUCUUGCUGAUUAUAAUAUUCAGAAGGAAUCUACACUUCACCUUGUUCUCAGGCUCCGUGGUGGUACCCAUAUAUAG
This is a messenger RNA of Vicia faba (fava bean), 696 nucleotides long. The record is from the annotation of a GenBank genome assembly. NCBI's taxonomy places the organism in Eukaryota, Viridiplantae, Streptophyta, Magnoliopsida, Fabales, Fabaceae.